AUGAAAAAAAAGGAUAGCAUGUAUCAUGCUCUGACUUAUGCUACCAUUCUGGAAAUUCAGGCCAUGUUGAUCUUUGACUCCAGGGACAUAUUGAAUGCUGGAAAUACAACACAAGAAGCUCAAGUUAUAUGUCAGAAGUUUCGGAAAAAGUCUUUGAUCGCAGACUCUUUCAACGCUUUAGUGUACAAACAGAAUCUUGAUCAAUUAACUGAAGAAGAAAUCCAUGCAGAAAUUUGUUAUGCUGAAUGCUUGCUUCAGAGAACUGCUCUUACAUUCCUCCAGGAUGAAAGCAUAAUUAGCUUUGUGAAAGGCAGCAUCAAAAUAAGAAAUAGUUAUCAAAUAUAUAGGGUCCUGGAGAAUCGAAUACAGUGCCCCAGUUAUGUUAAAGGAGAAAAUCAUCCCCAUUUUGAAGUCGGUGUAAAGUUGGGAGUUGGAGCAUUAAAUCUGACUCUAUCUAUGUUGCCAACAAGGAUUGCACGAUUACUGGAAUUUGUUGGGUUUUCUGGAAAUAAGAAAUAUGGCUUGCAGCAACUUCAAGAAGGAGCAUCAAUGUGUGGCUUUAGAUCUGUGCUAUGUAUUCUGCUACUGUUGUGCUGUCAUACCUUUCUGGCGUUUCUGCUCGGGAUGGGUAAAGGAAAUGCUGAAGAAGCAGAGAAACUUCUCAAAUCUUACCUGGCUCGAUAUCCAAAAGGUGCCAUAUUCCUGUUUUUUGCAGGGAGAAUAGAAACAAUGAGAGGCAAUAUUGAUGGGGCCAUCAGAAGGUUUGAGGAAUGUUGUGAAGCCCAGUAGCUUUGGAAACAGUUCCAUCAUAUGUGCUACUGGGCACUGAUGUGGUGCUUCACAUAUAAACACCAGUGGAAGAUGGCCUAUUUCUAUGCAGAUCUGCUUAGCAAAGAGAAUACCUGGUCAAAGGUGACUACUUAUGUAUUUAGGAAACCUGCCUAUCUCAGCAUGUUUAGAGCAAAAGAUUAUAAACCUUUUGGAGAUGAUGAAAUUGAGCUAUUUAGGGCUGUGCCUAGUUUGAAACUGAAAAAGGCAGGGAAAUCCUUGCCUACAGAAAAGUUUGCAAUUUGGAAAUCCCGGAGAUACCUUUCCCCAAAUGCUGUUCGACUUCCUGUGCCUGUUUUGGAAACGAUGUAUAUCUGGAAUGGUUAUGCAGUGAUUGGGAAGUGCCCAGAUUUAACUGAAAACAUGUUGGAGUCCUUAGCAGAUGCAGAAACAAUCCUGGAAAAAGGCCCAGCUACAGAUUUUCUUGUUGAUGACCAUUGCAUGAUAAAGCUUCUGAAAGGGCUAUGCUUAAAACAUUUGGGCAAGAUUUUGGAAGCAGAUCACUUUACUUAUAUUCACUUCAAUGAAAAGAAGAUCAAGUAUGAUCAUUACUUAAUUCCAAAUGCGCUGCUUGAACUUGCUUUAUUAUAUCUGGAUCAAGAUAAAAUAGAAGAAGCAGUUAAGAUCCUGGAAAGAGCAAAGCAAAAUUAUAAGAAUUAUUCCAUAGAAACAAGGACACACUUCAGAAUUCAAGCUGCUUUGCAUCAAGCCAAAUCUCUCCCAGAUGAUGAUGAUCAUUCUAUAGCAGUGGUCGGGGAACAGGGGUAA
Molecule: messenger RNA, 1596 nt
Organism: Pseudonaja textilis
Lineage: Eukaryota; Metazoa; Chordata; Lepidosauria; Squamata; Elapidae
Gene: TTC39A
Product: tetratricopeptide repeat domain 39A
Molecular function (GO): protein binding
Source: RefSeq, a predicted model, not a curated record